AUGCACUUCCGAUCGCGCGCGUGGAUAUCCACCACCGUUCAAGAAUUCCUCUUCGCCGACGACUGCGCCCUGAACACCACCUCGGAAGAGGAGAUGCAACGAAGCAUGGAUCUGUUCUCCGCCGCCUGCGAGAACUUCGGUCUGGUCAUCAACACACAGAAGACGGUGGUGAUGCAUCAACCGCCACGCCACUCAGCCACAGCCCCCAAUGAGUCGCCGCAAAUCAGCGUGAAUGGGACUCAUUUGCAAGUGGUAGAGAACUUCCCGUUCCUGGGCAGUGCCCUCUCCCGCAACAGCAAGAUCGACGACGAAGUCGCCAACAGGAUCUCGGAAACCAGACAAGCCUUCGGUAGCCUCCAAAGCACAGUUUGGAAUCUUCACGGACUCCAACUCAGCACGCUCAGGCGACUGUCCCGCGUACAGCAACCGACACUACCACAACCUCCCCCGACACGAGGGAUGAGGAUCAGGACUACACCUGCCCUCACUGCGAUCGCACCUUCACCUCACACAUCGGCCUGGUCGGUCACUUGCGAAUUCAUCGCACAGAGACAGGCGAACCAGUGCGCGAAGCACAAACCUUCACCCACCGCACACGCCUCCACCACCCACACUGCCCUCGCACCUUCCGGCAUCGCAUGGGUCUAUUCGGCCACAUGCGCAUCCACGAGGGCGGACUUGACAUCACUCCCGACACACCCACCACAUCCAAAACAUCCACCGUGCACAGCCCCUCUCUUCUUCCAUCCGUCCGCGCCACCAACACCACCGCCUCCUUUGAAGCUGACACUGACACCGCCGACAUCUCAUGCCCACACUGUCCACGCACAUUCAACUCACGCAUCGGCCUGGUAGGUCCCUUGCGAAUCCAUCGCACAGAGACUGGCGAACCAGUGCCUGGAGCAUCCACCUAUACCCACCAAGCACGUCUCAACUACCCACAUUGUCCUCGCACUUUCAGGCAUCGCAUGGGCCUAUUCGGCCACAUGCGCAUUCACGACGACCUGCGGUAG
This is a messenger RNA of Spirometra erinaceieuropaei, 1013 nucleotides long. NCBI's taxonomy places the organism in Eukaryota, Metazoa, Platyhelminthes, Cestoda, Diphyllobothriidea, Diphyllobothriidae. The record is from the annotation of a GenBank genome assembly.